CAGGCGCGCUUUGGGUCCCAGGGGUUCGUCUGUGCAUGUACAGAGCGCGUUUUAUUCACAUUUCCCUCUCCAACUCUGGCGGUUCAGGGUCAGGAUCUGUGGGUCAGGAAAGUCCCGUUCUCGAUCGUUGCUGACCUGCUUUAUGUGGGUUGGGAUUUCAGGGACUCAGAAAGAUGCAUCUACUGUGGUUUAUAGGCACCACCCUUUUGGGGUUGGCUAUCUGUGUGCCCAUUGAGCGGCCCCAGGAAAAACAAGAGGCUGCCCCAGAACCACCGGACACAGGCUUGUAUUACCACCGCUACCUCCAAGAAGUCAUCAAUGUGCUGGAAACCGAUGGGCAUUUUCGGGAGAAACUGCAAGCAGCCAAUGCCGAGGACAUCAAGAGUGGAAAACUCAGCAAAGAGCUAGACUUUGUCAGCCACCAUGUCCGCACCAAAUUAGAUGAGUUGAAGAGACAGGAGGUAUCCCGGCUUCGGAUGCUCCUGAAAGCCAAAAUGGAUGCCACGAUGGAACAAGAUGUCCAGGUAGAUCACCUGGCCUUAUUGAGGCAGUUUGAACAUCUCGACUCACAAAACCAGCACACAUUUGAAGCCCGAGAUUUGGAGCUGCUCAUUAAAGCUGCUACCAAGGACCUGGAGAAUUAUGAUGCAGCUCACCAUGAGGAGUUCAAACGCUACGAGAUGAUGAAGGAGCAUGAGCGUCGGGAAUACCUGAAAUCUCUGGAUGAGGAGAAGCGUCGUGAGGAGGAAGCACAUUUUGAAGAGCUCAAGAAAAAGCAUAAGGAGCACCCUAAAGUCAAUGUCCCGGGCAGUCGUGAUCAGCUCAAAGAGGUCUGGCAGGAGACUGAUGGUUUGGACCCCAAUGAAUUUAACCCCAAGACAUUCUUCAAACUUCAUGACACCAAUAGUGAUGGGGUGCUCGAUGAGCAGGAAUUAGAGGCACUUUUCACUAAGGAGCUGGAGAAAGUAUACGACCCCCGGAAUGAGGAGGAUGAUAUGUUAGAAAUGGAGGAAGAACGGCUGCGCAUGCGGGAGCACGUCAUGAAAAAUGUGGAUCUUAAUAAGGAUCGGCUGGUGACCCUGGAUGAGUUUCUGAAAUCCACUCAGAGGAAGGAAUUUAAUGAAGCUGAUGGAUGGGAGACAGUGGAGGAAACACAGAUCUACUCGGAGGCAGAGCUCCAGCGCUUUGAGGCAGAGCUCAGGGCCCAAGAGGAGGAGUUAAGCCGACGAGCAGCACAGCUUCACCAGGAGCACCAAGAGCUUCAGCAGCGGCAGGUAGAACUUGAUGCUCAGAAGAAGGAGUAUCAACAGGUUGUACUUCAGAUGGAACAGAGAAAAUCUCAACAACUUGAUCAAGUGCCCCAGGUUGGUCCUGGGGGAGAACUGAAGUUCCAGGCACAGCCACCUCAUGCAGCCCCAGCAGAUCAUGCUUCUCCACCUCACUCCCAUCCAGGAUCCCCUGGAGUACCAGAGCAUGAUGCUCAGAAAGACCCAGCAGAAGCUCUUCAGAACCAACCACAUCCAGAUGCCGCCGUCCAAUAGAACACUGCUAUGGCAUGCACAGAGGGGUCUGCGCAUUCUUCUUUUCUCAUAGUUGGGGCAUCUGAAUCAAAAUCCACCCCAGGACAGCAGAGGAGGGACCAUGCAGGGCAUUGUUUACAGAAGGAGAAGGCUUAUAGGUUGUCCUACCCCCAGCCCAGUCUCCACCCAUUCCUCCACUUAUUCCGAGCAAGCAAACUUUUUUUUACCAAACAGAUGGCUGUGAUUCUCUUGGGGAUACCUUGGCAGAGGGAAGUAAUUAGGGGAGGUAAUAAGGAUAGCUUUCCUGUUUAGAAGGAUGGGGCAGGCAAAA
Messenger RNA from Candoia aspera, 1851 nucleotides. It is a transcript of the gene NUCB1, whose product is annotated as nucleobindin 1. Gene Ontology annotation, molecular function: calcium ion binding. Bases 174 to 1541 code for a protein of 455 amino acids. Lineage: Eukaryota; Metazoa; Chordata; Lepidosauria; Squamata; Candoiidae. The record is from RefSeq and is a predicted model, not a curated record. Gene Ontology annotation, cellular component: endoplasmic reticulum-Golgi intermediate compartment; extracellular exosome. The transcript has 13 exons.